Molecule: messenger RNA, 1901 nt
Organism: Pocillopora damicornis (cauliflower coral)
Lineage: Eukaryota; Metazoa; Cnidaria; Anthozoa; Scleractinia; Pocilloporidae
Product: organic cation transporter protein
Biological process (GO): transmembrane transport
Cellular component (GO): membrane
Molecular function (GO): transmembrane transporter activity
Source: RefSeq, a predicted model, not a curated record
UCAUUUUUUGUGACUGAGGUUAAUUUUAUUACUGCCCCUCCUGAUGUCGCACAAUUGUCUACUGUCCACGUUGUUUUUCUAACAAGUUUUCAUACAUCAGGUUUCAUUGUUUUUUAAGAAGAGCCACUUGAAGACAAAAUCAUGGGUCUGACAAUUGAUAAUUUUCUGGAAAAGAUCGGUAGUUUUAGCAGAUUUCAGUACAAACUCCUGUUUUUUUGUGGUUUUAUGGAGCUUUUUGGAGCUGGUCUUCAGAUUAUGAUUCCAACCUUCCUCAGCGCUGAACCUCCAUGGCGCUGUAAAGCAAACAGUUCUGCUUGUAAUCUGACUGGAAUUUUCAAGCCAGGAGACGACAAAUACAACUAUCGUUGCUCAAUUCCACGAGGUGAUUGGGAGUUUGACACUACUGAAUUUAAUUCAGUGGUGAGCGAGUGGGACCUAGUCUGUGACGUAUCAGCACUGUCCGCACUGACCAAAGCUGUUAUGUUCCUGGGCUAUUUUAUUGGAGUUGUUUUCGGGGGCGUGUUAGGAGAUAAAUUCGGCCGCAAGCCUGUCAUUUAUUUCAUGUUUUGCCUGAACAACAUUGCAGCAUUGGCUGCAUCUUUCGCACAGGCCUACUGGGUUUAUGUCCUCUUCAGAGUUUUGGUUGGUUUUUUUAUUGGGGUCGGAGGCUUGGGCCUGUAUGUACUGUCGGUGGAGUAUGUAGGAAAACGCCAUCGUCACGUGGUUGGAACCGCCCUGUUUUACUUCUGGGUUCUGUCACUGCUGCUUGUGGCGUUGCUAGCCUACCUGAUAAGAGACUGGCGAACGCUUUCAAUCGUGGGAGCAGCUCCAGGCCUUUUGCAUAUUUUCUUCUGGUGGUUUCUUCCAGAGUCCCCUCGUUGGCUCCUCGCAAAUAAUAAACCUAAUGAAGCCAUGACAGAACUUAAUAAGGUGGCCAAAUUCAACAGAAAAGAAAUGCCCGCUGGAGACCUGGAACAGAAAGAGGAUAAACAGAGACAGGGGGAUUUCCGGGACCUCUUCAGUUCAGUGACGAUGACUAAAAGAACUCUGAUAUCGUGGUUCGCUUGGAUGGUAAUAUCGUUGGUAUAUUACGCUGUUUCAUUCAGUGCUGGAAAUUACGGCGGGAAUCGUUAUCUGGUGUUCUUUUUAAUAAGCCUGGUGGAGUUUCCUUCCAACUGGACUUGUAUUUUCCUUUGCCACAAGAUUGGCCGCAAGAAAACCACCGUUCUUGGACUGGUUGUGGCUUUCAUUUCCUCUGUGAUUGCAGUUUUUUUCCAACGAGAUUUGAAAAACACAGGUUUCAUGGUGGCAAAUAUCAUAAUGGCACAAGUGGUCGCCAAGUUUUUCAUUAACAUGUCCUUCAGCUCAAUCUACGUUUACUCAAGCGAACUCUUUCCGACUGUUAUCAGGAGUGUAGGAGUAGGGACCUCAUCUGCCGCAGCUCGCAUUGGGUCUAUGUCGGCACCAUACAUCAAUUGGUUGAUAAGUGUUCAUAUCAUCUUGCCGUACACCAUUGUGGCGGUGCUUACUUUCAUCUGCACUGUUCUGUGCUUCUUACUGCCAGAAACAAAAGACUCUCCAACUCUUGAGAAUAUGGAUUCCGUUAACAGCACCUCUGCUGAGGAACCAACCGACGAAAAGCUUCCCUUUGAACCAUGCAAGGAGAAGGAAGACAUGGGAGAAUUGCUUCUCAGUCAGAGCUACCCAGCUUAAAUGAUUUAUAAAUGACUUGAUCAAUACUUAAACAAUUUAGGUGUCUCUAAGCUUGGGUUGGGGGAAAAGAUAUUCAGUGCAAAAACGUGAUUCAUCUUCCAAACCAAAUUUGCAAAUGAAACACAAUACGUUAUCCUUACUUUAUCUCUGUUUAAAAAUAUAUUUAACCCCCCCCCCCCCCCCCCCCC